Botrytis porri is the source of this 1779-nucleotide messenger RNA. RefSeq lists its product as uncharacterized. The record is from RefSeq and is a predicted model, not a curated record. Bases 1 to 1779 code for a protein of 592 amino acids. The transcript is spliced from 2 exons. NCBI's taxonomy places the organism in Eukaryota, Fungi, Ascomycota, Leotiomycetes, Helotiales, Sclerotiniaceae.
AUGAUGAAUGACAUGUCCAUACCCAAAGCAUCAAGCAGUGCUCGAAGCAAUGCGACACCAUCCGCUCAGGAGUUGCGGCAAAAGCUGCUUGCGCAAAUUUUUGAAUACAACACUGAUGCAAACACACCAUCGGAGCUAAGAAUACACGUUACUGGUCUUACUCUAGAGGAAGGUGCAAUAUUUGAGCGUGAUUCCAGUCCCGUCAUAGAAAAGCCAGGGACUCAGACUCCUACCAACGCACCACGAGAGGGCUCGUCUUCGUUACGCAACGCUGCUCUUGAUAUAAAAAGCUUUCCUCUCAAAGACUCAGAAACGUCAUUGAACCGCGAAGCAUCAAAAUCCAGAGAACUUACACAUUGGCGAGACGCGAAGAUCAAGUUGCGAGAUCUUCAACGUGAAAAAGAAACCUUGAAAAUGGAAGGUCGUCGUCGAGCUGCAAAAGAGCAAAUCGAUGCUCGAUGGCAAGAUCGAGCUUUGAAAGAUUUUAGAGAAAACAAAGCAGAGAUCAAGAACGACAUUAUGCCUGGUGCUGAUGGUAAUGAUAAAGUAGUUAUCACCGAUGUGCAAUAUCCGAAGAAUAGAUCGAGGACUGGAGGGGUUUUAUCCGGAAACGCAAUUGAUGAGAGGAAUGAGCGUAAUAUUCGGCAUGAUGAAGAUUCUCUUCGACAGUCGCUUAUUGAUAUCAUAAACGGUGAAAGCGGGAGACAGAAUGGAAAAACUAAAUCAGGGAGAAGGAGAUCUCCAAAGGCACCUACAGGAACAAGACAACUAGCUGAAUCUAGAAGAAAAUUAAACAGGGAAUGGGUGGAAAGCGAAGGCCAUCGAAGAGCAAUAAGGCAAGAUGACGAAAGUACGCGGAAGAAUCUUCUAAAGAGUGUCAAUCGAGCUAUCGCGACUGCUGAAAGGAUGGUGCUGAAGGGUGCAGAACAGCUCAUGGACUUUGUGAAUAAAGAUCGGGCUGAGGAAAACACGACAGAAGUGGUGUCUAACAGUGAGAAUAAAGAUUCGCGACUUCGAGAUGAGAGUCCUCUAGCAUAUGCCAGACUAGGAUAUUCAUCACCACUUUCGGCAAGAAAUGAACCAGAAUCUAGGAGCCGUGGUGGAAAUGGAUAUGCACAUGGGCCCAUAGUGGAUAUUCCACCGCAGGCUUUCCGAUCGACACAAGGAGAAAAGGACCGACCUUUUGUCUAUCGGCCACGAGAACAUAUCCAAAUACCUCCGAUGUCUCCCUUAGUCCCAAAAGUGACACAACCUCGGCAAAGGCCGAACCCAAAGCUCGAACAUCUACCCGUUGUUUUCCCCGUGCCAGCCAUUCGAGAUUCUCGUCUACUGCUAAGCGAAAGUCCAGCUCAAUGGAAAAUUCGUACGCAACGCGAAGCAGCCCACGCCAAGUUUGAAAGGGAAAAAUCAAAAUAUCAAGGAGAAGUCGAAACUGCAAAUAAGAGUGAGCAAGCUUCGCCAAAAGGUAUAUUGAGACGUGAUGGAAAAGAGAAAGGUAAGGGUAUCGCUUGGGCUGAUAAUUCUACUGAUUUUGAAGAUGGUGAUUUGUCUUCAAUGGGAAAGACACUUUCAUUUAAUCAAAGAGCAGAUCAAGAGGAGCUUAGAAAAUUGCAGGAGAAAAGAGCCAUGCGGGAAGGGCAAUAUCAAUGCCAUGCAACAGAAAGCACCAUUGAGAGAGAGAAUUUGGCGGCGAGGGAGAAAGCGAAGGCCUUGGCUGAGAAGUUGAUGCGCGGUGGAGGUAGUUCUGAGGAUCAAAGGGACCUUAGGGCAGGAAAGUAA